Messenger RNA from Diaporthe batatas, 3665 nucleotides. RefSeq lists its product as uncharacterized. Gene Ontology annotation, biological process: lipid metabolic process. Lineage: Eukaryota; Fungi; Ascomycota; Sordariomycetes; Diaporthales; Diaporthaceae. The record is from RefSeq and is a predicted model, not a curated record. The transcript has 7 exons. Gene Ontology annotation, molecular function: phosphoric diester hydrolase activity; protein binding. Bases 240 to 3665 code for a protein of 1141 amino acids.
UGGGGCAACUUCUGCCGUCCAGUGCUUGCCGGGCAUCCUCGUCCCAUGCGGCUUUCCGGUAUCUUGCUUCCAGUAGGUUUGAGCCCACAGGGCUGCGGCAUUUGGACUUUUAUAUCUGAGUUAGACAGCAGUGCUUGGACAGCAGUGCUUUAUUUAAUUGCCUGUCUUGUACGAGCCCACUUUCUCCAUCUCCUGGGUAUAUUUUCAACCAGCAGAGCGGUGCAGCGGUGACACAUGGCAUGUUCCUCAUUGGGGAUACGCUCCUGCCGGAUCACCGCCUCACGUUUCCGCUGCGGAUCCUCAUUCUGGUCGUGAUUGGCAGCCGCUGCACCGUCUUAUAUCUCCCUUUAACUGAGAGGCGAAUGCUUGCGCUCUACGACGCAGUCGGACGGAGAAAGAGAAGCCUGCGAGUCUGGCCUCAUUUACAACUCAGCUACUCUGGGAACUCGUCUCUGAUUUUCUUCUUGUCAGGUUGCACAGAGACUACGGUAUUUAUCGCCACGCAGAGGAGACUGUGCGCAACAGUCGAAGCAAUACCUCGUAUUGGCCCAUAUCUGUACUGCAAUUCCGAUUGGAAGUUUGGCAAGCAAAUCCAGAAGCGCCAGCUUGAGGUUCCUGAGUAUGCUGCCAAUUUUGUCAACUACAAAGCACUGAAAAAGCUCAUUAAAAAGCUUUCCGCAACUCCCACGCUCCAAGCUCAGAAUGACCACCUUCAACACACCGUUAGCAUAGAUUCACAAGCCGCUUUGCAAGCGAACAAGGCAACGUUCUUCUUCCAGUUGGAAAGGGAACUUGAGAAGGUAAACGCCUUUUAUCUCCAGAAAGAAGCAGAGCUCAAAAUUCGUCUUAAAACCCUUCUGGACAAGAAAAAGGUCCUCCAGUCACGACAUGGUAUAUCAAGACGCUCAGCCAAGUUCACAACCCUGCAAGAGGGCUUUCAACAAUUCGCCAACGAUCUCAACAAGUUGCAGCAAUUUGUCGACAUAAAUGGGACGGCAUUCUCCAAGAUCCUCAAAAAAUGGGACAAGACUUCCAAGUCCAAGACGAAGGAGCUCUACCUUUCCAGGGCCGUCGAGGUUCAGCCCUUCUUCAACCCGACAGUUAUCAGCGAGCUCUCUGACCAGGUCACAACGAGCCUGCAGGAGCUCGGUGCUUGGGCAGAUGGCGACCACGUCAGCUUCGAGGGACAAGGACGACCGGACCAUAUUGUGAGCAGUCAUCAUCUCCUGGGCACCGAAGAAGGAGAUGCAGAUACCGUCCUCCUUGAGACUGUCCUUUCGGGGAACCUCGACUCUCUGAGAGACCUCCUGGGGCGUAUGCGAGAAGCAGUGGAGCCCAACUCUACAAUAGACCUGUCUUUGAUGGAGAGGAUCACCAGAACCUUUCUUGCAUCUAUCAAUGAGGCCCCGCAGGAAUCUCUCCAGCUCCUGCUUGACACAGGCUUGGUGGAUAUCCAGUCCGAAGAUGACAUCAAUGAGCGCAACUGCUUGCACCAGGCGACCAUCUACGGCAACUACUUUGUUCUGAACCUCGCAUUGGAGAAAGGCGUUGCAGUCAACCGGACGGACGUCUACGGCCGCGUACCAUUGCAUUAUGCCAGUUUACAUGGCCGAUUGGACAUGAUUAAUGCGUUGCUGGCUGUCGACGCCGAUACCAUCAAUCUCAUCGAUCACGAUAAUUUCCGGCCGUUGGUACAUGCCAUCAUACACAACAAUCUGGACUGUGUACAAAUUCUUGUGGAGAAAGGAGCCCAGCUGAAUUCAAUCUCAGACACCGACCAUGCCCCACUGAACCUGGCAUGCAAACACGGUUCGCAUGCAAUCGUCGAGCUGCUCCUCACCAAAGGCGCCCAGAUACUACCAGACGCCGAGGGUCUGUACCCCCAGCACCUUGUGGCCAGAUCUGCCAGGAACCCAGAGCUGCUGAGUCUACUCAAGCAUUUUGGUGCCGACCUAGAUCAAAUCGACAAGCUAUACGGGUGGACACCGCUUGUGCAUGCUGCUAGCGAGGGCAACGUUCCUUGCUUGCGAGCACUCCUGGACGAAGGCGUUGACGCGAAUAUUCUCGACGAGAAAGAGCUCUCCGCGCUUUACUAUGCAGCGUGGGAGGGUCAUCUAGAGUGCAUGAAUCUGCUGAUAUCCCUCCAAAGCACGCCGGCCAAGGAACCGAGCCCAAGGGCAACCCAAGUGUUGCCGCCAUCAUUGGGCCCAAUGGCCCAGACGCAGGACUCUGAAAUAAUGUCACUGGAUCCAGACGGAAUUCCCGACUUAGAAUUGCCUCCGCCCAUCAUCCCGCUACGCAGAUACGGACACAACUUUCUGGACACGAAGACGGUCGUACAGAUCAGUUUUGGUGCGGAUGCUGAACAGCCUCUCGUGUUCUUCCACGACGGCAAAUACCCGGCCGCGCGGUUGACCAUCUCAUCCAAGGCCGCAGACUUCAUUCCUAAGAAUAUCAUCCUCCCAUUUACCGAAGAUACCCGCCUUGUUUCUUUCCAAGUCGACAACCUGGACACUUUUACGCUGGAUUUCGAUGUGUUCCCUACCUAUGGAGCGAAGGUCAUUGCGAAGACUGUGGCUUUGCCCAACACCUUCCGGGCCUCACUGAGCAGUUCUGCCAGCUGCUGCCUCCCUUUGUUUGACCCCCGGCUUCGUGCGAUCGGUCAAAUCAGCUUUACCACGCAGGUCAUCAAGCCUUUCCAAGGAAAGCCUCUGGAGAUCACCGAUUUUGAGACGUAUUGGAAGGCGACUCGGCAGUUUGAUCGCCAUAUCAGCAGUUUUGUCACGGGUUCCAGUCUUGUUGGCAAUUUCGUAAGACUCUAUGUGCAGCAGACAAGAGAUGGUGUUGCGGUCCUAUGGCCUACUAGAACGGUGGACAUGGGCACAGAAGGCAUGGCGGUUCCUCUGUCAUGGGUUACUCAUGCGCAAUUCGAUCAGAUGGCCCGCUCGUCAGCUUCGAGGAAGGCUCUUGUAGCGGGGGCCCUCGACCAGCCGACCGAGCUUCAGGAAAUUCAUCGCCAUUUCGCGUCAGCGGGGCUCACCCUUGCGGAGGCCCUCGACGUAUUACCCUCUAACAUCAACGUCAAUUUGCACUUCAUCUACCAAAUAGCCGAAGAUCACGCCCAUCCACAACCACAGGAGUCGAACAGCCGCGGUCUCAAUAGCUUUGUUGACUCGGUGCUGGGGAUUGUUUUCGACCACGCCCGCGUGCAGCGUGCACAAUCUCAGCAGAGCGGAGGCAGCACGGCAGUCCGGUCCGUCGUAUUCAGCUCGUACAGCCCUAGCGUCUGUACCGCACUGAACUGGAAGCAGCCAAACUUCCCCGUGUUCAUGUGCAACGACCUCGGCCGCGAGGAGGUCUCAAUGGCACCCCCGCAGAUGAUCGCGGCCGCUGUGAACCACGGCCGCCGGUCCAGCUCUAUCAAGGAGGUCGUCAGGACGGCGCAGAGUAACAACUUCAUGGGCCUGGUGGUUGCCUCAAGGCUCCUGAAAAUGGUUCCUUCGCUUGUGGACGCUAUCAAGGCUCAAGGACUCGCCCUUGUAGUCGACAAGUCUUCCGAGGCUGGACCGCUCUCCGACCCCCCGCCUGAAAAGCUGCCACCAGGGGUGGAUGGCGUUUUCAAAUACACUGGCGUGCUGAGAUUCACAGACUCGAUAGACAUGUAA